Messenger RNA from Truncatella angustata, 1575 nucleotides. RefSeq lists its product as uncharacterized. Gene Ontology annotation, molecular function: zinc ion binding; RNA polymerase II cis-regulatory region sequence-specific DNA binding; DNA-binding transcription factor activity, RNA polymerase II-specific. Lineage: Eukaryota; Fungi; Ascomycota; Sordariomycetes; Amphisphaeriales; Sporocadaceae. Bases 1 to 1575 code for a protein of 524 amino acids. The transcript is spliced from 2 exons. The record is from RefSeq and is a predicted model, not a curated record. Gene Ontology annotation, biological process: negative regulation of transcription by RNA polymerase II; positive regulation of transcription by RNA polymerase II.
AUGCGGACCGCCUUACCGACUCGCCCCAUGGGGUCACAAGAGUCACAGAACCUUUCGCCCAACGACGCAGCGUAUGCCUCCUCAGCUGGGUCGCGUAGCCCAGGUACCGACAGCUUCACGACAUCUGGACGGGACAUCGCAACAUCACUAAGUCCGUCACCAGCACCAUUCAGUACUCUAACCGAAGAGAAGAGCCCAAACUCCAAAUCAAAUAUAGGCUCCUCCACGGGUCAGGGUGGCCAAGUCUGCAGCAACUGUAAUACAACUCGAACACCGUUGUGGAGACGGUCUCCUCAAGGAGCAACUAUCUGCAAUGCUUGUGGCUUAUACUUGAAGGCACGCAAUUCACAACGGCCGACUAAUCUCAAACGGCCACCUACGGUAGUCACCGCAUCAACGACGUCGAGGAAAUCGCCAGAGCAGGCGUCACCAAAGCCUUGCGGCCAAACUAACGGUGCGACAUAUGUGGCAGCGGAUCAAACUCCGACAGGAUCCUGUCCUGGCGGUGGUCGGUGUAAUGGAACAGGAGGCGCUGUAGGUUGCAGUGGCUGCCCGGCCUAUAACAACCGCGUCGCAAAGAGCGCACAGCUCACCGGUCUCCAAAAUCAAGAGGCGUCAAAUCGCGGGAGUGAUCUGGGCGAUGGCCCAGAACCCAUCGACGUGGCUGCCCAUGAAUCACAAAGCUCGAAUACCACUGUUGUUAUCGCCUGUCAGAACUGCGGCACAACGGUGACACCUUUAUGGCGCCGCGAUGAGAGCGGCCACACGAUUUGCAAUGCUUGUGGUCUAUACUACAAACUACAUGGCGUUCAUCGGCCAGUUACUAUGAAGAAGGCCAUUAUCAAGAGAAGGAAACGCGUGAUCCCUGUCUCUCUAGGCGGCGCAGAAGAGGGCACACCUAUGGAGUCGGUCGAAGUGGCCAGCCAGUAUUCUAGCUCUGAAGAAAGAGGCAGCACAAAUGCAGAUGGGUCCGUGAACCUCGGCUUUCGUCGAAAGCAGGAGCACCCGAUGGGUCUUCUCCCCGAGCCAGUUCGACAGGGUCAAAGUCUAACACCCAUGCCUCACUCGGACCUGGCCGCUUAUCAUACAACUUAUACACCGCAGUCGAUGGACAACAGAGAUUCGUUGACAGACAACAACCGCCUUGCGCCCCUAACUUCAAUCUCGAUGCUAGGUGACCGCCAAUCAUCGCUAUCGCCGGCCUCGUUCCUCUCGCCUUCCCGGAAGCGUUCUUUCUCUCCAGCUGACUCCGAACCCCCACAAGGCGAGCUGGGCCAGAACGCGAAACGCCUCUCGUCCAUCAAAUCGAUUUUGAACCCUACGGCCGCGUGCCACAGUCCGGUCUCGAACCCCAUGGAAGAUGCCGCCGAGUCAUUGAGGUUAUUGAGAUCGCCGGCGAGCACGAUGUAUUCCGCCCCAAGCCCUGGUGCCCUUUCUGUGGCGUCGACCCUGCCGCCCUUGAACGAUGGCGAGAGAUUCAAGGCAGAACGCCGGCUAGCCCUGCAGCAAGAAGCUGAGAGAAUGAGGGAGAUGCUGGCUGCCAAAGAGAGGGAACUCGCCGCUCUAGGUGAUUGA